Panicum hallii is the source of this 1529-nucleotide messenger RNA. Its product is annotated as protein LATERAL ROOT PRIMORDIUM 1-like. Bases 1 to 1299 code for a protein of 432 amino acids. The record is from RefSeq and is a predicted model, not a curated record. Gene Ontology annotation, biological process: positive regulation of DNA-templated transcription. NCBI's taxonomy places the organism in Eukaryota, Viridiplantae, Streptophyta, Magnoliopsida, Poales, Poaceae. Gene Ontology annotation, cellular component: nucleus. The transcript is spliced from 3 exons. Gene Ontology annotation, molecular function: DNA binding; DNA-binding transcription factor activity.
AUGUCCUGCGCGCAGCCGCCCGGGCCAGCUUUUAACGCGCGCCGCGGCAGCAGCCUCCUGCCCCGCAGGCGGCGGCCGCAGGCGCAGGGCAGCGAGCCAGAGGCCCAGAGCUCCUGCCUGCCCAAAGCAAGCGUGGCGUCGUCGUCGGGGCGGCGCUUCCCGUCGGACGCCACGGCGAUCGCGGGCUGGCUGCCGUCGGCCCCCGGCGGCCGCGGGGACGACCUCUCGCUGGGCUUCAAUGCCGGCGGGUCCAGCGCGUCGCUGGCGCCCGGGCUCUGGGGCCCCGCGGCGUCGCGCCAGGCCGCCGCCGCCGCCGCCGCGCUCGGAUACGGGGCAGUAGGCGCCGCCGGUGACGUCGGGAUGCUCGUCGUCGCUUCCGCGGGAUCGUUCCACCACCAGCGGGCGGCUGCCGCGGCGGCGGCGGCUGUGGGAGCGUCGGCCGCCGACGACCCCGUGUUCCCGCUCAUCGCCGCGGCGCAGCGCACCCUCGUCGACGCCGACGCCGCCUCCGGGAAGCCGCCCGCGUCGUCCGCGGGCGCCAUCCAGUUCUGGCACCCGGAGCCGCAGGCGGCUGCAGCGGACGGCUCCACCGGCAAGAAGGCCCUCGCCAUGCUGGACCGGGGCCGCGGCGGGGCCGGCUCCGGGUCCGGCGCGGCGACGUGCCACGACUGCGGCAACCAGGCGAAGAAGGGGUGCGCGCACAACCGCUGCCGCACCUGCUGCAACAGCCGCGGCUUCGACUGCGAGACCCACGUCAGGAGCACCUGGGUGCCCGCCGCAAGACGCCGGGAGCGCCUGCAGCUCGCCGGCGGCGGAGCCGGCGCGUCCCCACCUCCCCCCGCACCCGUCGCGGCCAAGAAACCCCGCCUCGCGUGCCAGACCGCUACGGCGACCACCAACUCCCGCACCUCCACCUCCAACGCCACCACCCCUCGCAGCUUCGACACCACCUCGAGCCACCAAGACGCGUCUUUCAAGGACAACCUGCCGCGGCAGGUGCGUGGCCCGGCGGUGUUCCGAUGCGUGCGGGUGAUGUCCGUCGACGAUGGCGGCGGCGGCGGCGGCGGCACCGGCGAGGUCGCGUACCAGGCGGCAGUGACCAUCAACGGGCACCUGUUCCGGGGCCUCCUGUACGACCACGGCGCCGACACCGACGGCCGCGCCGCUGCCGCCGCCACCGUGCAGCUCGGCACCUCCGACCUGCACCUCGGCAGCGCCUCGGCCGCGGCCCCCAACCUGUACAGCGGCGCCAGCGCCCCGCUCAUCCUCGGCGGGCUGGGCUACGGCAACACGCCAUGAACCGGUGAGAAGCAAGCAGCAGCACACACACUGCAGCCAGGAUCGAGCAGCAUAGCAAGGGUACCUUUACCUAGUCAAUGUUCUGCCCUUCGCUUUCUUUGUUUCAGCUCCGUGUCAGUGCAAGCAGCAGCAGCACACUGUAGCUCAGUUUCAUGUUACUGACGAUGCUGCCAUUGAACUCUUGGUGUCCGGAAGCUGGAAAGGGAAUAGUUCAGCACUCACAUCUUUCA